Molecule: messenger RNA, 6550 nt
Organism: Cuscuta epithymum
Lineage: Eukaryota; Viridiplantae; Streptophyta; Magnoliopsida; Solanales; Convolvulaceae
Source: the annotation of a GenBank genome assembly
GUGGAGACAUAAAAUGCUCUCUGUUGGUGGUAGGAUGAUUCUUAUCAAUCAUGUCCUCAGUUCCCUCCCCUUAUAUCAUAUGGCUGUCACCCCCCUCCCGCGCACUAUUAUUCAAAAAAUUGAGAGAAAACUCUCAAACUUUCUGUGGGAUAACAGUCCGGAUAAUCACAAACACAUUUGGCGCAGUUGGAAACAUUGUUGUUUCCCUGUUUCGGAAAACGGCUUGGGCUUUCGUAGUUUAUUUCAUAUCCAAAAUGCCUUUUUAUUAAGCUUUUGUGCAAGAAGAAAACCAAAAUUGGUCUUUGGGCUAAUUGGUACAACGCCCUAAAAGAUAAAAAAAAACGUUUUGUGAUGCAUAAGGCUCUUUGUUCUAUUGAUCAGUGCUAACAGUUGUAUCCAGGUUCAUGAUGGUAGUAGCUCUUUUUGGUUCUCUAACUGGUGCAACAUUGGCCCUUUGUACCUCCUUCAUGAUGACAUCCCUAUUCAUCUCUAUAAUCUGUCUAUUAAAGAGGCUAUGCCUAAUUACAGUUUGAUCUCUCCUUUGCGUAAUUGCCUCCCCAAUCUUUUAAUGGAAAAUAUCAUGGAAAUUAAGGUCCACUACACUGACAGGGAGGAUGGCUACCUUUGGAAACCCAAUUCAAAUGGCAAAUUCAGUUUUUCUAGUGCCUAUGAUGUUACUAGGCCUAAGGUGAGUAUGAAAGCAGAAUACAAAUUCCUUUGGAAUCAGCGGACCCCCAAAAAAAUUCCUUUUUCCUUUGGAAGCUUGAAAACCGUAUCCUUCCUUUUGAUGACAAAUUUAAUCAAAUUGGAAUUUUUGGCCCUUGGAUUGGAUGAGGGUAUGGCUUUGGAGAGAGCAAAAUGGAGGGCGGGUAUUCGUGUGGAGGAGUGAUCUUGUAUCAUCUUUUCCCCUCUUUUUUUCUUCUUUUUUUUCUUUUUCUUUUAUAUUUUUAUCCUUAUAUAUAAAUAUUACUUUAUCCUUUUUAUUUUAUCUUUUAUAUAUAUAUAUAUAUUCAUCUCUUUUAUAUUAUCUUUUUUUAGAAUAGCUUAUCUUUUUUAUGUUUAUUUUCUUUCUUUUCCUUUUGUUGAUAUCAUGUAUCGAUUCAUGUUAGCCGACCCCAAUAUCGUUUGGGACUAAGGCUUGGAUGUUGUUGUUGUUGUUGUUGGAAUUUUUGGCCCUUUCAAAUGCCCUUUUUGCCGGUCCAAUGACACUAUUUCAAAGUUAAACUGCAUGCUAUUACCUCUAUCCAAAACUAUUUGAUGGGUUGGUACAACGACUUUAAAGGAAAAUUGUUGAUUCAAACUUUGUCCUCCCAAUAUGAUAGUUUGGAACAUUUGGAAGAUACGGAACAAGUUCCUUUAUGAAAAUAAAACGGCCAAUCUCUCUGAGGCAAUAAAUACUAUUAAAACUGAUAUCUUUGCCAUUUCGAAUGUCAAACCCUUCACCUGCUAUACUUCCCACACUCCUUUCAACAUCCUCACUACCCCUCCCAAUGAAACCAAUAGUGGUCCGCGACAUAUAAACCGGAAAAAGCCUCCUCCUUCCUACCAAAAGAUCAACUUCGCCACUUGUCAUUCUCAAUGCUAACCUUGCCAGAACUGCCCCGCUAUUUCAGGAUGACAAAGGGCGUUACGUAGGCCACAUGACUCAUCUUUCCUCCACAACUGUGAUAAGAACCUCGCAACACAGAGCAAUCACAAGCACAAUUCCAGUAAUUCACACACAAUUACAGAGAAAUAGAGUAUCUUAUUCAACAAGGUAAACCAUCCACAAGGUAAACAGCAUACAAGCCCCAAAAGAGGAGAUAGAACUCCCACUUUCCCAGUCCCAAAUCUAAUGUCCGAAAGCCUGCCAACCUACUGCCGGAAUUCUUAUUUAAACCCUUCCCUAAAAGGAAGGCGGUUAUUAGUUGCUUAACAGAAUUAACUAAUAACCGAGCUAGUCUAUUUAGGCCUUCUUUUGUACACCCGCCCAUAUCUACUCCCUUUAUCAAAACUAGCACUCAUGUCCCUAUCAAUACCCCCUUCUUGAACAACCAACUUGUCCCCAAGUUGAAAUUCAGGAAAUUGAUCUUGGAUCACUUGCAAUUCCUCCCAUGAGUCCUCAAAAUCAGGAAGAUCCUUCCAAUGUAUAAGGAUUUCCUGCUUCCCUUCCUGAUUCAGUCUGCUACCCUUCACAGCUACAGGUCUCACUUGUAAUUCACAUUCUUUUGUGAGGCAAUUUGGGAGGUUCUGAUAUGUCACAGUAGGUUUCAGCACUUUUUUAAGCAAGGAUAUGUGGAAUACAGGGUGUAUUCUACUUCCUUCAGGUAACGUCAGCCCUUUGGCAUUGAAGGGAUGAGCUAACGGUAUGAAGUGAGCAAAUUUUCAUAGUCUAUCCACCACUACUAGAAUAGCAUCCUUUCCUUGUGAUUUAGGUAAACCACCUAUGAAAUACAUACUAAUGUCAGCCCAAUUGUGUUCUAGAAUCGGUAGAGGCUGCAACAACCCUGCAGGUUUAAGAGCCUGGUAUUUAUUCCUUUGGCAUACCUCACACCCCAAAAUGUAAUCUUUGAUAUCCUUCCUCAUUCCUGUCCAAUAGAAUAAAUCAGUAAUCCUUUUCAGGGUCCUGAAAUACCCUGAAUGACCCCCUACUGCAGAGUCAUGGUAUUCAUUGAGUAUACUCUUCACCUUGCUGGACCCAUUUGGUAGCACCAUCUUCCCUUUGUAGUAAAGAAUACCUCCCCUCAACUUGUAAUCUGGAUAGCACGUAAGUAAGAAAGCUGCUGAAUAAAUUCUGAAUUAAUUCCCUACAUUUGGCAUCAUUCUGCAAUUCAUCUUCCAAUCCAUCCCAUUCUUGGCAAAUCACACUUGAUAAGGCUGAAUAUGUAGAAUUCCUGGAAAGGGCAUCAACUGCUUUGUUUUCAAUUCCCUGCUUGUAUAUGAUUGUAAAAUUGUAUCCCAUGAGUUUGGAAAUCCACUUUUGCUGAUCCUCUCCCAUCACCCUUUGCUCCGUCAAGUAUUUCAGGCUUUUCUGGUCAGUAUGGAUCUCAAAUCUCCUCCCUAGUAAGUAAGGCCUGCAUUUCUGAACUGCAAACACAAUGGCCAUUAGUUCUUUUUCAUAUACUGAUUUAACCAGAUGUUUAGGGGCUAAUUCCUUGCUCAUAUAAGCAAGGGGACCUCCAUCCUGCAUAAGAACAGUUCCCAAUCCUCUCCCAGAGGCAUCUGUUUCCACUACAAACAUUUUAUUAAAGUCAGGAAUCCUUAAAAUUGGUACAGAAAUCAUGGCAUUCUUCAACUCUUCAAAAGCCCUUCCUGCCUUCUCAUCCCACUUGAACCCAUCUUUCUUUAGUAAUUGAGUUAGAGGUGCAACAAUAUGACUAUAACCUUUGACAAAUCUCCUGUAGUAUCCUGUCAGACCUAGGAACCCCCUUAGCUCCUUGAGAUCCUUAGGGACUGGCCAUUUACUCAUAGCUUCAAUUUUGCUGGGAUCUGCAGCCACCCCUUUUUCAGAAAUAAUAUGACCUAAAUAAGUCAACUGUUGUUGGCCAAAUGAGCACUUCUUCUGAUUCACCACCAAUUGAUUCUUCUUCAGUACAUCCAGAACCUUCCUCAAAUGUUCUUCAUGUUCUUUCCUAGUUUUGCUUUAAACUAGGAUGUCAUCAAAGAAAACCAGUGUGAAUUUCCUCAGAAAAGGCCUUAGAACCUCAUUCAUGAGUGCUUGGAAUGUGGCAGGUGCAUUAGUCAGCCCAAAGGCCGUGUACACACUCUAGCCGCCUGGAAGUCUGCUAUGCAACUUUGUUACAAUGAAAGUUCCAAGGCAGCCGUGAUGCAUCACACAGGAAGAACACUUGGUGAUGAUGAAGCUGACUUUGUAUUCUCAGUUAUGGGUUCUGUAAGAGAUCAGACAUGGGGCAUUGAAAGAGAUAAAAACCUUGGCAAAAAGGAUCACUGUGUUGACAUAGAUAACGAGAGGUUGCCAAAAAGAAGAAAACUAUACAAGCUGAAGUACUGGGAAGGAAGAGGCGCGAGGAUGAAGCUGAAUGGCAUGACUGUAUCUUACUCCCCACCUUGAGGACAAGGUGGAUGUCAAAGGGGGGAGUGAUGAUAGGGACCUGGGCACUACAAAUAAUAAGAAUCCAUUUAGUAUUUUAAUGUUGUUUAAUAAUAGGGUUCUAGGCCAAAUAAGUUAAUUAAGGGCCGGCCCUUUUAGGAGGGUUUUUUAAUAAUAGGGGGAGUCAAGCUUGGGGGAAUGGCCUAAAUAAAUGUGGAAGCUGAACAGGUUGAGCUGGAGAAAGGAAAUAAAAGGGUGGUCUAAAUAAAUGUGGAAGCUGGACAGGCUGGAGAAAGGAAAUAAAAGGCAAACAGAUGAGUCAGGAAAAGGAGGCUGGGAUUUGGGAAAACUGAAAUCUGGGAGAGAUCGAGGCCCUCUCGAAUUGGUCUCGGCUGUAUUCUUCUUAUUUUCUACGAUUUCAAUAAUAUUUUCCACACCAAUUCUCUGUGUCGUAUCACUAUCACAACAAUGUCAACGAUUAAUCAACGAUAUUAUGCAUUUACAACCUCCUUCCUCUGUCACACAGACUCUUGUCUCAAAUUGAAUAGAAAAUGCCAUGCUGACAUGCACAUGCUUUAUUGUAUUUGUGCAGUUGAGCUAUAGUAGAUGGACUAGAUAGUAGGUAGACAUGUGUAUUUGCAAGUGUUUGUAUAUAUUUCGUGUUAAGCCUCUUCCAUUGAAAUCCUCAUAAGGCCCCUCCUUCAUCAUCACAUAAUAGCAACUAUAGUUGCAGUUGGUGGUAGGAGAUUUGGUGUCUAAUGUUAGUCAAAACAAUAAUUGUGCAAAGAAAAACAGUGACACUGUUAUAUACGGUGUGCUCCCUAGAACAGUUUUUCCCACUGAAAUGGCUGGGAGAAAGCGCACAGUGAUGAGUGAGAUGUGGUGUGGCCGUGUGGGGCAGUGGUAUAGAUCUCAUUGUUGUGGAGAAGGGGAAUGUGCAGGGGAGGAUGAGGUUUUCCACUGUUGCAUACAUUCUUCUCAAGUCAACUGCUAAUAUAAUUGUAUAAAUAGUCAUUUCUCAUUUCAAAUUGCCUUCUUUUGUUUGGAGUAUCACUUUAACAAGCUGAUAGGAACCAGCCUAUUAGAGUAGUAGACUAUUAUUAGAAUAAUAAUAAUAAUAAUAAUAAUAAUAAUAUGAGUAAUAAGGAUACAUGAAUAUUUUAGUAUAAAUAGACGGGGAAGAGGAGGGAGUGGUAGGCUGUUCUAGACUUGUCUUGGGACUUUGGGAAGAUUGAGAUUAGCCGUCUCUUUCUUUUGGGUGGCUUCGGCCUUUCUGUUCUCUUUCUGUAAUCGAUAUCUUCAUCAAUAAAGUUUUUUCUACAGUUUCUUGAUAAUCUUUACUGAAAUUGUUGUGAAUUCUGGAGAUCUCUAUCACAAGCUUUGUAUUCAUCUAUCAUAUCUGCAUGCCGUCAUUUCUUUUGAUAAUAGUGGUUCUUGCUUAACUUCUCUGCAGUACACGAAAAGUUUGAAUUACUUAUCCAGCGAGGCUUUCUCCUCCAUACCAAACGAGCUAGUUCCUGACUUGCAAAGAAUGCUGGCUACAGAUGAGGAUACUAGACCUCAACAUACAUUGAUUUUAGGUCUUCAUCAAGUUCCUGGUGCUGAAGCUGCCACACAUACGGGGAGGAGGGAUUUGGUAAAAGUGAUUCCUGGGAAGCCUACCCAUACGUUUUGUGUGGAAAGUUUUUUUUUUGUAAGUCUGAAAAUUACAAACACAAGUUAUACCAUUGUCGGUUGACCGGUUGAAUCGUUGACAUGUGUGAAUGCACUAAUCUAUGAAGGGAGAGACAAUUGUACAGGUUGUUAAAAGAUAAAAGCACAGGAAGUACGCUCACGCGAACACACAUUAGAUCUCAUCUGAAACGUCUUAAUAAAUGCGGAAAAUAAGAUUAACGUGCUACAAGGUAGUUCAUAUUGGAUCCACGACAUCUCUACUUCAUUUACCAAAUACUAUUCCAUUUAUCAAUUGCAGGUUCAUCCAUCUUUCGAGAUGACACCAGGCUGCAUGCAGGCUUGCCUUUGGAAAUUUGGUGCCUCCGGACAAAGAAUGAAUUUUGAUCCAGGAAGCGACCUUGAUGUCACCUUACUCCACUGCCCUUGCAUCUCGGCUUGGAUCCAGGAAAUCCAGAAACUGAAUGCUCACAGGUCAAGCAGUCCAAACCUUUUCGUCGAUUUGAUCUCCUGCCAGAAAUCUAUCCAGCCUCACGCCAGGAGUACCAUAUUGGAAAGUAAACCAUUUGGGCAACUAUGGGUGCUAUUCAGAUUGUGCUUAUUCCUUGAUGUCAAUGCUUCGAUCUUUAGUUCUUAAUGUUGAGGGCACUCUAAAUGUUGUAAGAAGAAGGCCAAUGGAUUCACUUCUAGCUAAAGAAGUGGAAUUGCAAACUUCAGACCAUCAGUGCAGUGCGCAGUGGUGGCGGUUGCAGUGCGGCGGCUGCGGUGAUUGCAUAUAUGUAUGUGGUCACAGUGGGAGUGUUGGACCACAAAGAGGAACACGGAUAGCUCCCAGAUGCAUGAAGAGAG